Molecule: messenger RNA, 2444 nt
Organism: Verruconis gallopava
Lineage: Eukaryota; Fungi; Ascomycota; Dothideomycetes; Venturiales; Sympoventuriaceae
Exons: 2
Coding region: 385-2136 (583 amino acids)
Biological process (GO): transmembrane transport
Molecular function (GO): transmembrane transporter activity
Source: RefSeq, a predicted model, not a curated record
GCUUGUUCUUGUUGCACGGUUGUGGGUCUGGCGCUGCUUUCUGCAAAGUCCAUUCAUCGUUGCUAUUGUAGGAAACCCCUCACCUCAGGUACGUCCCAGGCUUCAGCGCUCACUGCUUUACCGGACGAUCACUUUUAUCCGACUGGCAUAUCGACGAGAUGCGGAGCUAAGACCUGCAAGCGGGAUCUCCGUCGAUGACACCAGCUGGUGGAUCACUUUUCUCCACGCCGAGUUAAGUCCACAACCCGUUUUGGCGAAUCCACAGCUGAAAUUCGGGAAUGUACUUUCUUCCCCCUUCCUGCCCCCAUUAUAUAUUCAUGGCCACGAUGACUCCCCACCGUAUUCUCGACUGCCUCCUCCGCUUCGGGCGUGUCGUUGGGUGAAAUGGCAGCUCCCGAGAUUGCGCCCCGGGAUGAGGAAGAGCGCGUGCAAGGGACUCGGCGCGGGAAUAACCCCGGAAAUAGCGACUCACCAUCUUUGUCACCACCGACUUCACCACAGUCUGGCGGAAGAAGCGAGCGCAGCCCGUCACCAUGGGACAAGGACGAGAAGCAGCCCAAUGUCAACGACGACUGCGAGGAGCAAGACGACUGGCCCAUCGCGUAUCACUACCUGACGUUCGAGACGGAGCUGCCGCAUCCAAUAUCUGUAGAGCCGAGGACACCUGAAGCUCCUCACCCUCCCCCACCGCCAGAUCUAGCAAAGUACACUUCGCCGUUCUUGUGGCCGGACCUGCGCAAACGGAUCAUAAUAUGGAUAUCUGUCUUCGCGACCGCUUUUACCGCCUUCACGGCGGGAGCGUACAGCCCGGCCCUACAGCAAAUGAAGGAUGAGUGGCAUGUGAGCACCGUGGCCAUCUUGUGCGGCAUCACCACAUUCACAACCGGCUUUGGCGUUGCGCCCAUGGUGCUCGCCCCUUUUAGCGAGAUCAACGGUCGGAAACCCGUCUUCAUCGCCUCGGGCCUGCUCUUCGUCGUCUGCCAGCUGUGCUGCGCCGUGACUCGGUCCUACGGCGGCAUGCUCGUGGCACGCUUCUUCGUCGGCGUGGGUGGCUCGACGUUCAGCACCAUGGUGGGUGGCGUCAUCUCGGACAUCUACCACACGGCUGAACGCAACACGCCCAUGACCCUGUUCUCCGCCGGCGCUCUCGUCGGUACGGGCAUGGGCCCAUUCGUUACCGGGUUCGUGGCCCAGCACCUCCACUGGCGCUGGAUGUUCUGGAUUCAGGUCAUCAUGGACGCGGUUCUGAUGGUCGUCGUGAUCGUGUGCUUCAAGGAAACCAGGGGCAGCGUGCUGCUGAGCCGCAAGGCCAAGGCCCUGAACGCUUGGUACGAGGAGCGCGAGAAGGCCGGCUACUACGGUUUCAAGAUGCCCGUCCCCGGCGCGACGGACAAGUUCGAACCGCAGCGGAUCCGGUGGAAGGUCAAGUCCGACGAGGAGCGGGCGAGUCUGUCCAGGAUGAUCGCCAUCUCGUGCUACCGGCCGUUCCACCUCCUGAUCACGGAGCCGGUCGUCUUCUUCUUCUCGCUCUGGGUGUCCUUUGCCUGGGCCGUCCUGUAUCUCACCUUCGCCGCCAUCCCCCUCGUCUUCUCGACCGAGCACGGCUUCGACAUCCAGCAGAACGGCUACGUGUUCACCUCCAUCAGCAUCGCGUCCGUCAUCUUCGCCGUCAUCUGCAUCUACCAGGAGAAGAUCGCAAAGAGGUACAACAAGCUGCCCCCCUCUCCCGAGGCGAGGCUUUACUUCUCGUGCUACGAGAGCGUCCUGCUGCCUGUUGGGCUCUUCAUGUUCGGGUGGACGAGCAACUCGUCGGUUCACUGGAUCGCGCCGGCGAUCGCCAUUGGCCUCGCCACCAUGGGCAUCUUCUCCGUCUACCUGGCCGUCUUCAACUACCUCGCCGACACGUAUCAUCGCUACGCCUCGUCCGCGCUGGCCGCCCAGAGCUGCUGCCGCAACAUCAUGGGCGGCGUCCUGCCGCUGGUCACGAACCAGAUGUUCACCCACUUGACGUACGGGCCCGCCUCGAGCCUGCUGGGCGGGAUCGGCAUCCUGCUCACGUUCGUGCCGUGGGUGCUCAUGCUUUGGGGUCCUAGAAUAAGAGCGCGCAGCAAGUUUGCAAGCGAGCUCGUAGGCUAGCUGAGGGUUUAGAUAGGGUCAACGUAGGGGAUAAAAAAAAGAAAUUUUUUUUUUAAAAGGAUAGAUUACGAGAGGGGAAAAAGUUGUCUUCAUGACGCGACGACAGAAGGAAGAAGAAGAAGCUUUCGUAGCGUUCUGUCUUUCCUCUAAAAAAAAAAGUUCUAGUGUCCAUUUCCUGUGCGUAUGUGCGUAUAUAUUUGUAUAUGUUAUACGCUGUGGACGGAAGGCUCGCCCAAUUUUUAUUGUUUCUUUCUUUCUUUCUUUCUUUCUUCCUUUCUUCCUUUCGGCACAAAAUUCAAGGUUCAUAA